Messenger RNA from Gasterosteus aculeatus aculeatus (three-spined stickleback), 2158 nucleotides. It is a transcript of the gene aven, whose product is annotated as apoptosis, caspase activation inhibitor. NCBI's taxonomy places the organism in Eukaryota, Metazoa, Chordata, Actinopteri, Perciformes, Gasterosteidae. Gene Ontology annotation, biological process: negative regulation of G2/M transition of mitotic cell cycle. The record is from RefSeq and is a predicted model, not a curated record.
UCAUUUCCUUCACGUUGAAGGUGUCACGCGCUAAACUGUCCGGCCGCAAUUAACAGCAAUGGACACCAGACCGAGCGCAGUCAGAGGAGGCAGUUGGAGAAGGGGCGGCAGAGGCGGAAGCAACGGCGAAAGUGUCGGUGGUGAGCAGCGGGGCAGAGGGAGAGGAGGCCACCACCGCGGCCGGGGUAAAAGAGACCACUACCGCGGUCGUGGACGCGGCGGGAGCGGCCCCUCGGCGGACUUCCAACACCGGGACAAAGGAGAAGAUGAAGGAGACAACUUUCAGGAGGAAGGUGACAGGAAGGAGGUUUUCUCCAGGAGGAAACUGGCGUCAAACUGGGACCGUUAUGAGGCAUCAGAGAGGGAGGAGCCUGAUGAAGACACGCCCACUCAGAGAGGAACAGACUACCACGUCCUGCUGGAGUCCGCAGGGGAUUGCUUCACUCAAUUCCGGUUUUCCGAAGAAAAGGAAUGGGAGAUGGACUCUGCAGCCAGUCAGAUGUCUGCAGUGUUCGUGGACCUCCCGGCGCUCGCCGAGAUCCUUCAGCAAGUGCCUCUCCACCAGAGACUCAACCUGGAGGCCGAGCUGCUUCAGAUCUCGACGCCAUUAGAGCUGCCCGGUCUGACGCUCCCAGUCAAGCAGGCGAUGGCCAAAACAGCCACGUUCACGCUUCCGUCGGCAGCUUUAAAAAUAGUGUCGAGCUCCGACCCUCCAGUGUCCUCCAGUGCUGCAGAACCUCCGGUGGAUGAUGAUGAGGAGCUGGACCAGCUGCUCAGUUUACAGAAACCAGUCUGGCAUGAUUCAGGCGGCCAAUCAGUCAGCGUCGCUCCAAAGAGAGCGUGUGAGCAAGUGCAGGAGAAGGUCCCUGUGUUGACAGAGGAGAAAACGGAUGAGGUGAAAAAUAAAGAUGUCAACCCUCGUGAGUCUGCUUCGGUCAGGCAGGAAAUGACUGAGGAAGACUUGGAGGACUGGCUCGACAGCAUGAUCUCCUGACCGUCAGGAAAACUGGUCUUCUUCAGGUCACUCCUACUACUGUAGGAGAAAUGUGUUGUUGCACUUCAACUGUCACUCAUUUUUUGUUACACGCUGCAGGAUUGUUGUAGUUUGAGGAAUCAGCUGCAAAAAGGAUGGAGAUAUAUUGAACUGUUGCUUAAUUGCGCCAAUCACUUUAUUCCGCUUCAUCAAUAAUUGCAGUUUACCAAAGCUACUAAUACAUACAAAUAGCCAAACAAUAGCAGUGAUUUUGUCUUGACUAGGACUUGUUUUUUUUUGUAUUUAGGGUCCGUGCGGGUGAGCAAGACACUGCUUACACAACCAAACUAAGCUACAUGUACACGUGUCAUCUUUUUUUAUACAAAUCUUCUCCUUAUAUAAUUUAACAGCUGCAAAACUAUCUUGAGCUACAUCUGCUUAGUACUAAUCCGGAGCAACAGCACUGCUUGUGUCGGGAGGGAAAAAAGUGAUGAACGUUUUGCAUAGUUUCUCAUAAGGCACUUGAUAACACCUAAAGCGAGUCGUCUCUGGUCCUGGAAGAACCGUAUUCUGUGACUCCUGACAGAUUUUAAAAAGGCAGAUUAGGUUUCACUCAUAUCUGAGAAGUGUACUCGAUUGAUGCUGGCGGCACACAUCCAGUCAGUAGGUUGGAUAAAACAUGACGUUGUGCAUACUCACACAUUCAUUUGGCAUGCUCGUGACUCUUCUCCUGUGUCAGAUCUCUACACACGUUUUGUACCACCGGCUGGGGUUACGCAAGUGAAAAGGCAAUGUGAAUCAACAGAAGACUUUGCAUAUAACAGGCGUUUCUGGCAAAGAGGACUCUGAUGCACAAACCUGAAAGGUCCAUCAGUCAAUUGUCCAAAAAUUAUUUUCAUUUUUUUGUGUAUCACCAUGGAAGCAGACAAAGUCCAGAGAGUGGUAGAGUUCACUAUCCCUUUCAAAUAGAAGGUAAGUAGAGGCAACACAAAAAUGCCCCUCGCUAACCCAGCUGGUCCUCGUAUUGUUUACGGAAACAGUCCCCAGUGGGGAAGAAGUCCCAGCAUCUCUCCUGGUACAACUUCCACACGUACGACUCCUGCAGGGGAAAGAAAAACAUUAUCAUUUACUGUCCUCAGUCACAGCACCAGAACUGUCAAAUAAAAUCUAGUAUGAAAAAAGUAA